GAGAUGAGUUAUUUGCCUCUCUCUCUCUCUGUCACCAGGGGCUGGGUCAGGCUAAGGGAGGCUGUGGAUGCUGCUACUGCCCCUCUGCCCAAGCCCAGAGACAUUGGGAUUCUAGAAUGCAGGGUGGCAGCCCACGUGACCAACUCACUUACUCAAAGUCCUGGUCCUCAGUAUGAACUCCAUCCAGACUCCGUCCCAGGCCUUAUUAUGACCAUAAGAUGAUCGGAGCUGGACAGUCACUUCCUCCUUAUUCCUAAGCCAUUUCUGCUUCUCCAACCAUCUUGCUGACAAGACAUGUUGCUCUAAUUCCACUGAUUCAAGACUUUCUAUUCUUACCAACAAAGCAUAUCAGGCAGCUUACCCCUAAACAUGCCUGAGCAGACACGGAAUCUCUUAGAAGACGCGCUGUGGGUACAGAUUACCCAGCAGACAGUUUCUUCUGAUUUUAAUUCUAUGAACUUCCUUCCUGGUCAGAUGAAUGCUAUCACCAUAGUCCGGAAGGGCCUCCCGCAGAGCAGAGCAUUCUAGGGCUUUGUGAAGGGACCCCCCACCCCACCCCCCGCAACAGGGCCAGGUCCUUCUUUCCCAUGAGAGCCCCUCCUCAGGAAUGUGGGGGGAGGGGCUCCUGGCCACUGGGGCCCUGGGCUGGGGCGAAGACAGGGUGGGGUCACGGAGGGGAGGUACAUUCUCGGGCUCUGCCCCAGACCUACUCAGUUUGAAACUCUAGAGACAGGGUCCAGAAGCCCUUCAGGUGACUAGAUUAGAAAGCACUCAAAAUACACAGUGGCCACAACUGGCCAGCCAUCCUGAAGAUGGAGCAGGACCAGGCAGCAUUUCAUCCUGUUGGACAUGGUGUCUUGACUUGAUGGCAGCUAACAACAACAACAAGCAGGUUAUUCUGAUGCAGAAUGGUGGCAAGAACUCGCCAGGAGUGGGAGUACCAUUUAGAGUCCUGGCUGUCCAGUGGACUCUGCAGGUGGGGGGACACGGCAAGCUCCCCUGCCCUGGCGGUGGGGGUGCUGUUUCCAUGUCUCCAGGUGUCAGUCCCAGGACUGGGUGAGACGAUUUUGCAGACUCAGGCAGUGAUGGAAUUAGGGGAACACACAUCUCAGAACUGCACAGUCAGAGCCUCCCCCCUUCCUCACGCGGCUCUUGAAGGAAAACAGCGAUAAGUGCAGUUGCCUUGAAGGUCCUUGGGUAAAGCCACAGGGAGCUGCCAGCUUGCCUGAGUGAGUCAAAAAAUUUAAUGUACUCCACUUAGUCAAGGAGAGGGUCUCUGUGUGGUGCGGAAGGUUAAGUGCUUGAUUACUAGUCGAAAGGUUGGACGUUCAAGUCUACCUGGAGAUGCUCGGAAGACAGGCCUGGCAAUCUGCUUCAGAAAGGUCACAGCCUUGAAAACCCAGUGGAACAGUUCUCUGCACACAUGGAGGCAAAAUGGACUUGGGGGCAACUAACAACAGCUAAGGAGAAAAGGUCUUUCCUUACCUUAAGCAGGAACCUUGGUCCCCAACAACACAUUUUUCUAUAACUGAGGGGAUGGAUCUUAGUUGGAACCCGCCGGCCUGGGACUUCUCCUCCCCCCAUUAUCGGGGUGGGGACUUUUCUGAGUCGCGUCAUGCAGUUUCUGAGCAGGGUAAACAAACACAGGCCCCACAAGGAGAAUCAAGGAACAAUUACUUUUGUUUUGACGUAUUUCCCUUUUUGGCAGUCCCGGAGGAGGUGUCCCAGGAGAACUGGUUUUUACCGACUCAAGCAAGACUGCCCCAGAAGGUUCCACUCCUUUCACACUCAUCCAGGGUCUCGCAAGAGCCCGACCUUUGGCAUACAAUAUCUCAUUUAUUAACCGAGGCUCAGGGAUGUUAAACAAGCAGCCCGAGGUCACACAGCGGGUGGUGAAGUCGGCAGAGCUACGGCACGUUCCUGCUCUCUCGGGACCCCACCGGCUUCCCCGGACACCCGAUUCAGCAAGGCUGGGCUGGGGGUGGGGCUGGGGCCGGGGCUGGGGCCGGGGCCUUCCGCCGCCGCCGCCCCGGUGCUCGAGGAAUCUGCGCCCAGGGAGACGUCGUCCUCCGAGGUCCGCGGGCGAGGGAGUGACUGCAGGCUCCAAGGCCCAGAGGCUGCUGGCCCCUAGGAGGCCCCGCAGAUCCUUCUUUGAGUCCUUUAUCCGGACCCUGAUCAUCGUGUGUGCUGCCAUGGCUGUGGUCCUCUCUUCCAUCUCCAUCUGCGAUGGCCGCUGGCUCCUGGCUGAGGACCGCCUCUUUGGGCUGUGGCACUUCUGCACCACUGCCAACCAGAGUGAGCCACACUGCCUCCGAGACCUGAGCCAGACCGGUGUGCCCGGGUUGGCCGUGGGCAUGGGCCUGGUCCGAAGCGUGGGCGCCUUGGCUGUGGUGGCGGCCAUCUUUGGCCUGGAGUUCCUCAUGGUGUCCCAGGUGUGCGAGGACCUCCACUCACGGCGCAAGUGGGCCCUGGGCUCUGUGCUCCUCCUCGCCUCCUUUACCCUCUCCGCUGGGGGGCUCCUGAGCUUCGUGAUCCUCCUCAGGAACCAGGUCACGCUCCUCGGCUUCACCUUGAUGUUCUGGUGCCAGUUCACCGCCUCCUUCCUCUUCUUUCUGAACGCCCUCAGUGGCCUGCACGUCAACAGCAUCACACAUCCCUGGGACUGUCCAAGGAAAUUCUAGAGCCCCCCUGGGGACAUCAGGUUCUGCAGCGAAGUGUGGUCAAGAUGGGACUUUUUCAAAAUUUGACCUCUGGUUGGGGUAGGGGUGGGACAAUGACCUUGAAACUGCUGCCUCUUAGCCGCUAAGCUUUGGGUGGUUGGCCAGAAAUGGCCCCCAGGCCUUUGCAGCUGGUCUGCAGGGCCAGAGGCCAGGAGGUGCCUCAGUGCCACUGGCUGCACAGGCUGCCAAGUUAUUAGGAUGCUGAUUUUAGAAGACAAAAAAUAUUUUAAAACUCUUCCUGAAUCCUUCCCCUGAGGACUGGCUUAGGUUUGGAGGCAGGUAGGGUAACCAGUGCCGAGGCCAGCUGCACAGCCAAGUACAGUUCCUACGUGUUUGAUUGACUCUUGCUGGUCUGUGGGCUUGGGGGAUUCCUGGGGUCUCCUGGGGCUGCUAAGAGGGGAUCACUCUUCCAGCUGAGGGUCCAGUUGGUGCCAGGGACUUUCUUCCACCAGUUCACAGGCCCUUUGUGGACAUUUCCCUGGCUCCUCCUUUGUUCAUACCAAGGGGGCAGAGUUCAGGAUCUCCUCAGGAAUUGAUUUGAUUUGACCUCUGCCCUUUGGGGGCCCCACAAUCCCUGGGUAACCCUGGCUUCUAGCAGCCGCUCUGGUGACUGUGCCUGUGGGGAUCCUGCCUCAGGGUGGCUUUCCUUUCUCCUUUAGCAAGCUCCCAGGAGGGUCCACCUGACCCCUAAUACACAGUCCUCCCUGAGGUGAGCGUGUGUGUCCAUUUAUUUGCAAGGCUCACAGCCUCAGGCUGCCAUUUUGGCCCUAGAAAAUGGCUGUUUUUCAAGAGCAUGGAUCUUGACCUGCUGGACCCGCUGGCCUCUGUGAGGGUCAAGGGGGAAUGGCCAGACCUCAGGUAAUGAUUAACCACUGUUCUGGGGGUGAGUGACGUGAAGGGGGGCUGGGAGCCAGUGGAGAUUUCCAUCCUUGCCGGCAGAUCUGCAUUUUUGUCCGUCAAAUUGUCUGCUUUCUAGUCCCUUCUCUGCUCACAGCAGGUGGGGUUUUUUCCUUGGCUCACUUCAUUCUAUUCUGCCCCCACCCCAUGACUUGCGGCUUCCACUGGGUUUCUUCUGGUGUGUGGGCUUCCCUUGUCUAGCCAGGUCCCUUCCUGGGCUGGGUUGAGUGCCUAUACAUACGUUCACAGUGAUUUUUAAAACUUUUAUUCAAGAUACACAGAGUCCAUGGAGAUCACCUGGGAAAGGUGUCUGGACUAAUUGGUUUUACAAAGAACAGAGCUCGUCAAAACUACAUCCAGGCUCAGAGUCUUGGCCCUGGAAAAUGGGAAUCUGGCCUUUUCACAUCAGGAACAGUCCACAGCUGCAAAGGGGUGACCCCCCCCAACCCCCUAGUUUGCAGGCGGGAGUAGCAGAGCUGGGGACCCAGGCCCAGCACUUGUCCAGGUCACAAAGCCAGCACUGGACUUUGGGCCCCUCACCAGCAAGAUGCUGUCUUCUAUACACGAGGGACAGGAGUUACCUGGGUGUUGGUCCAGAUCGCUUUCCCCUGAGCACUGGUAGGUGCAAAAGGUUAAGCAUUCAGCUACUAACCAAAAGGUUGAUGAUUCAAACCCACCUAGAGGAGCCUUGGAAGAAAGCCCUGAUGAUCUACUUCUGAAAGAACACAGCCAUUGAAAACCCUAUGGGGCACAAUUCUACUCUGACACACGGGGUCCCCAUGAGUUGGAAUAGACUCAAUGGCAACUGGUUUGGAGCACUAAGAAGUUUUGUUUCGUAAGAAAA
This is a messenger RNA of Loxodonta africana (African savanna elephant), 4461 nucleotides long. RefSeq names its product transmembrane protein 37 (gene TMEM37). Gene Ontology annotation, cellular component: membrane. The record is from RefSeq and is a predicted model, not a curated record. Gene Ontology annotation, molecular function: voltage-gated monoatomic ion channel activity; calcium channel activity. The transcript is spliced from 2 exons. Lineage: Eukaryota; Metazoa; Chordata; Mammalia; Proboscidea; Elephantidae. The coding region runs from base 1857 to 2681 and encodes 274 amino acids.